This is a messenger RNA of Gadus macrocephalus (Pacific cod), 2495 nucleotides long. It is a transcript of the gene actn1, whose product is annotated as actinin, alpha 1. The transcript is spliced from 12 exons. Gene Ontology annotation, biological process: muscle cell development; actin cytoskeleton organization. The record is from RefSeq and is a predicted model, not a curated record. Gene Ontology annotation, molecular function: calcium ion binding; actin filament binding. Gene Ontology annotation, cellular component: plasma membrane; stress fiber; cell projection. Lineage: Eukaryota; Metazoa; Chordata; Actinopteri; Gadiformes; Gadidae. Bases 83 to 1846 code for a protein of 587 amino acids.
ACACGCACGCACACUCUCCCAGCUGCUGGAGUGGAUCCGCAGAACCGUGCCCUGGCUGGAGAACCGCGCCCCGGAGAACACCAUGCAGGGCCAUGCAGCAGAAGCUGGAGGACUUCCGGGACUACCGGCGGCAACACAGCCCCCCAAGGUGCAGGAGAAGUGCCAGCUGGAGAUCAACUUCAACACCCUGCAGACCAAGCUGCGGCUCAGCAACCGGCCCGCCUUCAUGCCCUCCGAGGGCAAGAUGGUCUCGGACAUCUCCAACGCGUGGGGCGGUCUGGAGGGAGCGGAGAAGGGCUACGAGGAGUGGCUGCUGAACGAGAUCCGCCGGCUGGAGAGACUCGACCACCUGGCCGAGAAGUUCCGGCAGAAGGCGGCCAUCCACGAGGCCUGGACCCACGGUAAGGAGGAGAUGCUGCAGCACCGCGACUACGAGACCGCCUCCCUGUCCGAGAUCAAGGCGCUGCUGAAGAAGCACGAGGCCUUCGAGAGCGACCUGGCAGCCCACCAGGACCGCGUGGAGCAGAUCGCCGCCAUCGCACAGGAGCUGAAUGAGCUGGACUACUAUGACUCUCCCAGUGUGAACGCUCGCUGCCAGCGGAUCUGUGACCAGUGGGACGGACUGGGAAACAUGACCCAGAAACGCAGUGAGGCCCUGCAGAGAACCGAGAAGCUCCUGGAGACCAUCGACCAGCUGUACCUGGAGUUCGCCAAGCGGGCCGCGCCCUUCAACAACUGGAUGGAGGGCGCCAUGGAGGACCUGCAGGACACCUUCAUCGUCCACACCAUCGAGGAGAUUCAGGGUCUGAGCACCGCCCACGAGCAGUUCAAGGCCACGCUGCCCGAGGCGGACAAGGAGCGGCAGGCCAUCCUGGGCAUCCACAACGAGAUCGCCAAGAUCGUGCAGACCUACCACGUCAACAUAGCCGGCAGCAACCCCUACACCGCCAUCGACCCCCAGGAGGUCAACGCCAAGUGGGACAAGGUGAGGCAGUUGGUGCCCCAGAGGGACCAGGCCCUGAUCGAGGAGCACGCGCGGCAGCAGAACAACGAGAGGCUGCGCCGGCAGUUCGCUAACCAGGCUAACGUCAUCGGGCCCUGGAUCCAGACCAAGAUGGAGGAGAUCGGCCGCAUCUCCAUCGAGAUGCACGGAACCCUGGAGGACCAGCUCACGCACCUGCGGCAGUACGAGAAGAACAUCGUCAACUACAAGCCCAAGAUCGACCAACUGGAGGGAGACCACCAGCUCAUCCAGGAGGCCCUCAUCUUCGACAACAAGCACACCAACUACACCAUGGAGCACAUCCGCGUGGGCUGGGAGCAGCUGUUGACCACCAUCGCCCGCACCAUCAACGAGAUCGAGAACCAGAUCCUGACCCGCGACGCCAAGGGCAUCAGCCAGGAGCAGAUGAACGAGUUCCGCGCCUCCUUCAACCACUUCGACCGGGACCACUCAGGCACGCUGGGGGCCGAGGAGUUCAAGGCCUGCCUGAUCAGCCUGGGCUUCGAUAUCGCCAACGAUUCCCAGGGAGAGGCGGAGUUCUCGCGCAUCAUGAGCAUCGUGGACCCCAACAGGAUGGGCGUGGUCACCUUCCAGGCCUUCAUCGACUUCAUGUCCCGCGAGACAGCCGACACGGACACCGCCGACCAGGUCAUGGCCUCCUUCAAGGUCCUGGCCGGGGACAAGAGCUUCAUCCUGGCGGACGAGCUGCGGCGGGAGCUGCCCCCGGACCAGGCCGAGUACUGCAUCGCCCGCAUGGCCCCGUACACGGGGCCCGACGGGGCCCCCGGGGCCCUGGACUACAUGUCCUUCUCCACCGCGCUGUAUGGCGAGAGCGACCUCUGAGGGGGCCCCCGGGGGGGGACGCGCGUCCGGGACGCGGGGUCUUCGUCGUCGCACGCUGUCGUCGUCGUCGCCAUCAUCGUCAUCGUCAUCGUCAUCAUCGACAUCCUCCCUCCCCCGCCCCCCUCGACUGUCCCGCUCGCCGCGUGUCCAAUCACAGCAUUGCAUCGCACCCCCCCCCCCCCCCCCUCCUCCUUCUCCUCCUCUUCUCCCCCUUCUCCUACCGCCCCCCCCCCCCCAAGCUCGUUUUGUACACCUUUGGCCUUAUCUUGUUGUCAUAUCCCUCCAUGGCCUGUGUCCUCCUCCCUCUUCCUCCUCCCUCCUCCUCCUCCUCCUUCUCUCUGACUCCCCCCACCUCCUCACACUCCUCCCUCACGCUCUGAGUCUGUUGUUUAGUGCUUUUCACAAGAGAGAGGAAGGAGGGAGAGAGAGCUAGGGAGAGAGAGAGAGAGGGAGUGAGAGAGAGAGAGAGAGAGAGAGAAAUGUUUGUUGCUGUUUUUAUUUACUUGUUUCUUGUCAUUGUUUUUCUUCAACAAAAAAAAAAGAAUAAAGUUGACAUAUUUUAUUAUACAGAACAAAAAAAGGUAUUUUUCUUCACCUGAUUGAAAAUAAUGGAGAUGGAAAUUGUAAUAAAGUAAUAAAAUAAAAAUAA